Cinara cedri is the source of this 3410-nucleotide messenger RNA. NCBI's taxonomy places the organism in Eukaryota, Metazoa, Arthropoda, Insecta, Hemiptera, Aphididae. The record is from the annotation of a GenBank genome assembly.
CAAAAACUUAACGUCGAAAGCGUUUGGGUUUUGAGAUUAAGUCCGCGGAACGCUGGACGUACGUCAAAACUAUAGUAUAAAAUAUUUAUUACGCCGACCGGUCUUACAAAAAUAACACUGACGUUAUUGCUGGUUUGAAAUAACUCAAUCGAAAAUACCGUUGGCAAACUAAAUACACAAACAAAUCAACCGUUGCUUCGUGGAUACGGUCGUCGAAAAAGUUAACGAGGGCCCGGCAACCGAGUAAAUAACACUAAUGUGCGAUCCGAACAAAUAGGUAAGAAUAAUAUUAAUUACGAAUAUCGAAUUUAAAGUUCAGUAUAUCUAAUAGUAUAGUUUAUUGUUUUUUUUUUUUUUUUUAGCUUUUUGAUUUUCUUGCACAUUCAUGAAUGAAGUCCAAUAAUAAGGUCGACAUAAUAUUUACUAACGCGAUUUACAAGAUGUUUGCCGCCGUGAUUUCCCUGAUGGAGGGCGCUCUUAUAAAGACGUUCUUCAUAUUGAUAACACUGUGUUGGCUGUGCGAGGAAAGAAAGAGCGUUGCCGUUGGUGUGGGAAACAUGAUCGUUGUAAUAAGGUACGCGCGUAUAACCGAAAAACCGUUUACUAAUUCUUUUUUGUUCUUUUUAAAAUGGCUAAUCUUUGUCUUACUUCGAGUGAAUCUAUGCUAAAAGAGAAUCACCUCGUCAUCGCUACCCGCCGGCGAAUAAAACCGACGAUAGUGGUCUGCCUUUGCCGUCACUCGCAGGCUAUUAUAUGUAUACAAAUGUACGUGAAAAAUAUCGUUACUCGUGUUCGCGACUGGCCUUGAUUUUUAUUCAAUUUUAAUAGCUCGGCGUAGGUACCUACGAUUGUAUUCUCUGAUGAACGGCGAGUAUAAAUUCGCCCAAUGUCGUCCAAAAUUACAGCUAAAUGUAGAUGUAGUUGAUGUUAUACGGAUAUUUUGUAUUAUAUUAACUCUCUAGGUAUAAAAUACAAAUUUUGAAUUGAUAUCUACUGACCGGUUCAUCAUCGCUCGACGCGAACCGCCGAAGUGUCUAGAAACUCGAAAUUUAGCACGGAGAUUUAUUAUAUUUCGUACAACGAUAAUAAUAUAUAAGCAACUGUAUACUCUAUAUUAUAGAAACAAUAAAGGAUUUUUAAAAAUUCGACCAUCGAUGACCGGCGCUCGCACUUAAAUUGUAUUCCUUAAAAUACAGAAAUUGCGAUUUAGUUUUUUUUUUGUUUACUUUUGGAUUAAAUUAUUUAUGCAUAUGGGAAAAAAGCUGUAUUACUUUCAUUUUGUUUUAUUUUUUAAUUUGAGUGCCGUAAAAUAAUCCACGGGCACAUGACUUGUCACUGGCAAGGCCGUUGCCUUCAAACCUUACACAUAUAAGCAAACACCUAUGCAUAAAGUUUUCUGUACAGAAAAUUCGAUCUCUAUAGUCCGGAGUAUACGUUGAAAAUAUCUGCUCGAUUUGCGUCUUUACUAAUUAUACUUAUGAUAAUAUAUUGGGUAUGUUAGAAAUUAUUGUAAUACCUAUUAGAUUUAUGAGUUUUAAAUUUAAUUACAGAGACACUUGGAAAGUGAUGGUUAAGGAUAUGUAUACCACGUUUAAAAAUGAGGAUCCGGUCGUCGAAGAACCUGAUUUAGUGGUUUCUUCCAGUGAUCAAUCUGAUGAUCAAACUUCGGGUUCUAUGACAGCUGAUUUCGUUUCACCGUCGUUCCCCCUUUACCACUUUCCAUUUCCACAGGGAGAAGAAAAUAUCGCCCAGGAACUCGGUAAAUAUACAUUCUAGGAUCGACUUCUGUGUAAAAUCUCUGACAAAUAUACACCUACCUCCUAAUAAAUUAUUUUUGAUUUUGUGUAGAACAAGUCAUGAGAAACAUAAUGCAAGUUGUUGAUUUGACAAUAAAAAGGGUGCUACCCGUCGAAAAUAGCCUAAGCUAUUUGCAGUUUAUUUUUUUUGAUUUGAAUUUAGGAAAGGUAAUAUUAUCGAUAUUUGUUGUAAGUAUUUCAUUUGGAUUUGAGUUUUUUUUUUUCAUUUUAUGUUGCAAUUAAAUUUAUUUCCACUGCUUUUGACCAAUAUUUAAUAAUUUAUCUUAAAAAAAAAAAAUAAAUAAAUAAAAUAAAAUGUAUGUUUUAAUGAGACCAUAUAGUUAUGUAAUUUAAAAAAAUUAAAUUGUUUUAACAUUUUACAGGAAAUGUUUGAGUAUGUUGAUUUUCAUAUUCUUGAUCAGUUGGAUUGGUGGCAUUAUCGUAUUGGCGAUUCAGAAUUGGAGAUUGUUGGGAAACUUUAUGGGGGAUUAAUAGUUCAGGGAAUGAGACUGUAAGUGGUUUUCUGAAAUUUUAGUAUAAAUAAUUACACUUAUCAGUUAGAUUGUAUAAUAUAUGUUUUUUAGCGAUUUUCCGGACUUUUGGAAGCCGAUGAUUAGAAAAGUUUUAAACCAUUUGGAAAAUAAUGAUAUUCAAUUUGUAAACUUUGCCCAAUCCGCGUUCAAUCAAUUAAAAAAAGAUUUACCGCAGGAAUAUCACAUCUGAUCUAGGUAUGUUUAAAAAAAAAAAAAAAUUACUGUUAACGUGUUAUUUUAUACUCUACAAUUUCUUUGAAUAAUUAAUCGAAUUAAUAUCAGAUUUAAAAAUAAAGUAAAUAACAAUAGAGUAGGCAAUGGAAAAGCCAAUAGGUAUUCCAAAGUAUCAUUUUCGUAUCAGUGACUCGCGGUACUUACAAAACUCAAACAUGUAUUACUUAUCGAUCGUUAUUACCACAUUGUGUUCUUAACAUAUGGUAGUAGGUAAUACAUGAAUUAUAGAAGAAAACUGUGAGAUUUUAGCACGGUGAAAUGAUUCUCGUGAUUAUCUCUUACUAAUAUAUUAUACUUUGCUACUGCGAAAUAUGCGUCUCGGGAGGCUGCAUACGUUGUUCUUGUGAAUUUUUACGGUUAGUUACCAAACAUAUCAUAUACCUAUUUAAUAACGUUACUACAGAUAGGUAGUUAACAAUAGAUUAUAAAAUGUCAAAAAUAAAAUAAACUUAUCCAUAAAUAAAUAACUAUUUUGCGUUAGCGAAAAUAUAAGCAUAUUGUCACACAAAAACAUUAUUAUAACCAAACGUACCUAUUAUUUAAUCUAUCUACUUAUAUUUUCAGGAAAUGAUCGAUAAGCCACGGAUAAACACAGUACGAAGAAAGAAGCCUAUUGUCCUACCGCCCCAUGCUUAUAGCUAUGAGUAGAUUUGUGAAAUAACCUUUAUCCGUUAAUUUUCAUUAAAUUAUCAUUUGUUCGUUUAAUUACUUUGUUACAUUUUUUUUUUAUACACUUUUGCUACCACAGUUAAAAUUGAAAUCACGAGUACCUUUAUUAUGUUCUUUUUUUUUUUAUUAUUGUUUUUGUAUAUUUUGAUUAAUUUGUUUGUUACCUUAUGCUUUUAUU